AUGCCCCCAGCCGCCAACCCCAAGCCCCUCCCGGCACUGGCCGAAGAUGUGUACGAUGCUGACACCCUACACAGCGUAGUCACAGCGCUCGCGGCGACGAUCAUCAAGACGGUCGUCGAUAAUCGGAGCGUCACCUCCGCAGCCAAGACGCACAUCGUACAGGCGGCGGAGGAGAUCAGGAAGGCGAUCGCGCUCCACGCGAAGCUGCCUGCCCCCUCCGCCCCCGCCGACUCCCCAGACACUUCUUCUGCUCAAGACGCCAUGAUUUCAUCGGUGCGAGAACUCACUCGAUCCGUAGCCUGUGUGCAAGCUGAGCUCAAGGAGCUUAAGGCUCUGCACGCCCGCCCCGCACAGGCCCAGCCUGCUCCCGCCGAUGCCGCUGCCGCCGCCUACCCCGCAACCUCAGCUGCCACUGUUGCGGCUUCCGCCUCCGCCGCCUCCGUGACCACCGCUGCUGCUGCCGCCGCCGCCGCCCCCGCCAAUACUCGCAGAGCUCGCGCUCCCCGUAACCUUCUAGCGCCCACCCCAAACCCAAUCCCAAACCCCACCUACGCCCAACAGGCAAGCCGCCCGGCACAGCCUGUCAGGCGCACACCCCCCGCUCCCGCACCCAUCCAGCCCAAACCCAGUACAAUCAUCCGCCCCGCCAUCUUAGUUGCGACCAAGAAUCCGACUAAGUCCAGGCAGGAGGCCGUUGAGGCCUUCAAAAAGAGCAUCUCGUUCAGAGAUUGCACGUAUGCUCCAGCGAGGGUCUCACCGGUCUCCAAUAACAAAAUCAGGGUGGAGUUUGACACCCAGGCGCAAUGCGACGACGCCCUUAGCAAACUUCGCAGCAAACCAGACGCACCAGUGACAGCCGAACCAGCAAGGAAGCUCAAACCAAUGAUCUUGCUGAAGGGAAUCAGUUCCGACAUGGCACCGGAGGAUCUGGUGAGUACCCUCCUGCGCCAAAACCCGCAACUUCACACAUACAGUGACACCGACAUCACCUUCCGCUUCAAAAGAGGCAAUAAUAGAAGCACCCACCUAUACAACGCCGUCCUUGUGGCUAAUCCAGCCACCUGGAAAACAAUAGUCGAGAUGGGGAGAGUCUGCCUGGACUUCCAGAAGGUUCAUGCAGAGGACUUCUCCCCAUUCCUACAGUGCCAGAAGUGCCUCAACUUCGGGCACGUGAAAAAACACUGCCGGACUGAGGCCACACGAUGCUCUCAUUGCGCAUCAGACACCCACCUACAAGACGUAUGCCCAACCAAGGACACUCCGCACCCUCCCAAGUGCUACAACUGUACCCAACACAACAUCAAAUUCAAUAAUAACCACCCCACUACACACAAGGCUACGUCAAAACACUCUCUUAAAGAGUUCAUCACAUACUUCAUUAAUAGCGAACACAACGUAGCCUUAGUGUCUGAGCCGUACACCGGUAAGGGUAUCGAGGUCGGGGCCAUUAGAGGCCUGGAAAUCUUCCAGUUCCCUAGCGGACCCGAUGGGAGGGUCAAGGCGUGCAUAUUGGCCAAAACCAAGACCGCAUUCCUCGGGCUCUCCCAAUUCUCUACCCCUAACCUAUGUGUGGUUCGGACACUACACAGACACCAACAGGUACUCAUCGCCUCCGUCUACAUCGAGCCCAGGGUCGAUGAGGCGGAUACACUACACUCAUUAGAACACCUUCUCAGCAACAACACCAACACCCGCUGCAUCAUCGGUGGCGACCUUAAUGGUUGGCACCCACUCUGGGGGAGCGAACGCAUGAACCCAAGAGGGAGGGAAAUCAUCGAACUCUCCCUCAUUCACAAUCUUUUGGUAUGCAAUGUGGGCAACACACCCACAUUCGAAACUAUUACCCACGGUCAUGUGCGCUCCUCCAUAAUCGACAUCACACUCGUUUCGUCACUUGUCUACGACCAAGUUACAGACUGGAAGGUGAACCUGGACGCUUGCCCCUCGUCGCAACACAAUGCAAUCGACUAUACAUAUACACACUCGCAUUUUCAAAACAAAUCACAAACUUCUCAACAUCUUAACACAACCACCUUCCUUUACAAGAACAACAAAGCGAAUUGGCGCCUCUUCAAGGAGUCAAUUCUCACACAAUUCACGAGCAGCGACACAUUGGAAUCAGACAUCCACGCUCUGGACACUGGACAGCUUGAGUCUCUUAUCGACACCAUCACCGAAUAUAUACACACCGCCUGUAGGGAUUCCAUGCCCGUCAGAUCGCCGGAAGCGAAAUGCAAGCCUCCUUGGUGGACAGAGGCCUUGGAAGCUCACAAGCGCGAGGUCAUACACACCCAUCACCAACUACACGCGGCCAAGAAAUCCAACCAACCGGUGGAUGCUCUGGCCCGACAGCUACACACCCUCAAAGAGCGAUACGCCACUGCACUUAAAGCGGAGUCGACCGCCCACUUCAAGGAGUUCUGUGAACUCCAAACGAAGGAGAAUGUCUGGUCUCUGACUAAUAGACUUCUCAGGGAAUCGGCUCCACGACGUCCACCAGUCACGCUUAAGGUCGGCGGUCGCUACACCACAGAUACAGCCGAAACCGCCAAAGCCCUACUCGACCACUUCUACCCUGACGACUCGACAGACACGGACGUGAGACAUGACCUACGGGCUCACAUGAAGGAAUUCCCUGAGACUCCAGAGGACCCCCCUUUUACCGAGGGGGAGAUUCUGGAGGCACUCAAGGGAAUGCACCCGAAAAGGGCACCCGGACUCGACGGACUUACCUCCGACAUUUGUUUACAGUUCUUCCGACUCUUUCCCAAAUUCAUGACAGACAUCAUGAAUAGAUGUCUGUCACUCCAACAUUUUCCCCGACAAUGGAAGAGGGCUUAUGUUAAGAUCAUCCCUAAACCUAAUAAGACUGACCGUACUGACUUGACCGGCUACAGACCGAUUGGUUUGCUGCCGGUGUUCGGAAAGCUUCUCGAAAAGCUCUUUAUCAGCCGAGUGACCUACGUCGCGGAUAAGGCCGGUAAAUUGAGCAAGAAGCAGUUCGGAUUCCGGCCGCAGACCAACACGACGGCUGCUAUCCACGCAGCCAUAGACUUGAUCAAACAAGCCAAGACUGACAAGCUACUCACAGUCGCCGUCUCCUUAGACAUCAAGGCCGCCUUCGACAACGCUUGGUGGCCCGCUCUCUUCCAUCGGCUGAGGCAUAUCGGUUGUCCACGCAACAUCUACGGACUCAUCCUCAGCUACACUAACCAACGCACAGUCAUGCUUGACCACGCCGGUUGUAGGGCUUCUAAAACUAUGUCCAAGGGCUGCAUCCAGGGUUCGACCUGUGGCCCUCACCUAUGGAAUAUCAUCCUCGAUGAGCUCCUGGAAAUCGAUUUGCCUCCUGGCUGCCGACUCCAAGCCUUCGCUGACGAUGUUUUGUUGGUCAAAGGAAUUGCGAGAAUGUCGUUCUCAAUAGAGGACCGUCAGUUAGAAUUCUGUGGCCUAUUAUUUGGGUACCAUGUGCCCUUUGCAGAACUUUCAAUACUCGCUUUGUUCUCGUCCUGGGCCUUUGUGUUUACCCUUCGGUCUGCAAAUGUGCCCUUGGUUAAACGAUCGGUGGAUGUCACACACGAAUUUCAUUCAUAUCACGUAGCAGGAGAGUCGAAAUUGUUUUAA
This is a messenger RNA of Danaus chrysippus (African queen), 3624 nucleotides long. NCBI's taxonomy places the organism in Eukaryota, Metazoa, Arthropoda, Insecta, Lepidoptera, Nymphalidae. The record is from the annotation of a GenBank genome assembly.